Arvicola amphibius (Eurasian water vole) is the source of this 4936-nucleotide messenger RNA. RefSeq names its product testis expressed 14, intercellular bridge forming factor (gene Tex14). Gene Ontology annotation, molecular function: protein kinase activity; ATP binding; protein binding. Bases 517 to 4671 code for a protein of 1384 amino acids. The record is from RefSeq and is a predicted model, not a curated record. The transcript has 29 exons. NCBI's taxonomy places the organism in Eukaryota, Metazoa, Chordata, Mammalia, Rodentia, Cricetidae. Gene Ontology annotation, biological process: intercellular bridge organization; mitotic sister chromatid separation; mitotic spindle assembly checkpoint signaling. Gene Ontology annotation, cellular component: kinetochore; midbody; intercellular bridge.
CUAGGUGCUGCUUUCCAGCAGCUGCCUCCUGCCAUUGAUGAUCGUUCUUCUCUCCCUUCUGGGAGGGUGAGAGGGAGGGAGCGCAGUCUGAGUGGACUUCGGUUUUUAUCAGUUGAGGUUGCUAAAGACAGCUGUGUUGUUAUUUGUUUUGUUUGUUCCUUUAGUGCAUACAUAUCCAUCUCUUGUCUAAAUGGAUAAGAUAGUUUGUGGCCAUUUUCGUGGUACUUGCUUUUCAGGAAGCCUCAGGUUGCUGCUGAUAAGUAGUAUGUUUUAGGUUAGUUGGGAAAGCAUUAUGUACUAUUGUACUGCUCCCAGUUCUUAGUAUACUGAAGAUUAUAUUUAUUUAAAAUAAAGCAAAACCUCUAUACGCCUAGAGCGAAAGUGAGAACUCAGCCUUCCUCCCACCCCUCCCCCAAAAAAGCUUAAAAAAUUAUUUUGAGUAUUUUUGGUAGGCUGUCCUUGCCACAGCAGGAGCAGGGAAGUAAGAGGACUAGUGGCAAGAGUUGAUUCCGUCUUAUGUGUUGCAAGGGAAUUUGUGUUGAUGGAGUUAACAGCCUGGGCCAGUCGGCACUUUUUGUUGCGGCAUUAUUGGGCCAUAUGAAAUUAGUUGAUGUUCUGGUGGAUUAUGGGUCAGAUCCAAACCACCGAUGCUUUGAUGGGAGCACCCCUGUCCAUGCAGCAGCUUUUUCAGGCAACCAGUGGAUCCUCAGUAAACUGCUGAAUGCAGGGGGUGACCUUCGACUCCAUGAUGAGAAAGGUCGGAACGCACAGGCCUGGGCUUUGGCAGCAGGGAAGGAUCGUAGCACCCAGAUGGUGGAGUUCAUGCAGCGCUGCACGUCACACAUGAAGGCUAUCAUCCAAGGCUUCUCCUAUGACCUCCUAAAGAAGAUAGACUCCCCUCAGCGCCUCAUCUGCAGCCCACCCUGGUUUGGUAGCCUCAUCCAGGGGAGUCCAAAUAGUUCUCCUAACCGACAGCUGAAACCUGGAAUCAUUUCUGCCCAAAAUAUCUACAGCUUUGGCUUUGGGAAGUUUUAUCUCACUCCAGGGAUGCAGCUCACUUAUCCAGGAUCUCUUCCAGUAAUUGGAGAAAAGGAAGUGAUUCAAGCUGAUGAUGAGCCUACCUUCUCUUUCUUCAGUGGCCCCUACAUGGUCAUGACCAACCUAGUGUGGAACAGGAGCAGAGUCACGGUGAAGGAACUGAACCUCCCCACCCACCCUCAUUGUAGCAGACUGAGAUUGGCUGAUUUGUUGAUUGCUGAGCAGGAGCACAGCAGCAACCUGCGGCACCCUAACCUACUGCAGCUGAUGGCUGUGUGUUUGUCCCAGGACCUGAAGAAAAUUCGCCUGGUGUAUGAGCGUAUCACAGUUGGCACCCUGUUCAGUGUCCUCCAUGAACGAAGGUCCCAGUUCCCAGUGUUGCACAUGGAAGUGAUUGUGCACUUACUGCUCCAGAUCGCCGAUGCCUUGAUCUACCUCCAUUCCCGAGGCUUUGUCCAUCGCUCCCUUAGCUCCUAUGCUGUCCACAUUGUCUCUGCUGGAGAAGCAAGACUGACCAACCUGGAAUAUAUGAUGGAAAGCCAGGACAGUGGCACACACAGGGACAUGACGCGAGUGCCCCUCCCCACCCAGCUCUACAACUGGGCUGCUCCAGAAGUGAUCCUACAGAAGGCGGCCACUGUGAAGUCAGACAUCUACAGCUUCUCCAUGAUCAUACAAGAAAUUUUAACAGACAGCAUACCCUGGAAUGGCUUGGAUGGCUCAGUUAUUAAAGAAACCAUAGCCUUGGGAAGUUAUUUAGAAGCUGAUGUCAGGCUUCCGGAACCUUACUAUGAUAUUGUUAAGUCAGGUAUCCACGCCAAGCAGAAAAAUCGAACAAUGAACCUACAAGAUAUCCGGUAUAUUCUGAAGAAUGACUUAAAGGAGUUUCUUGGAGCUCAGAAAACUCAGCCAACUGAGAGCCCCAGAAUGCAGAGCUAUGAAGCCCAUCCUGAUGUUAACCCCUGUCUAGGACUAACUUCAGAAUAUCAAAAAGACAUUCCAGACCUGGACAUCAAAGAGCUAAAGGAAAUGGGUAGUCAGCCCCAUUCACCAGCAGAUCACUCUGUUCCCACUGGAAAAACAGAACUGACUCCUCCAGUCCUGGAUUCAAGUCUGUCAGUCCAGGAACCUGAGAAUCCAAAUGUUCUUUCUCCUCCUGCUCCAUGUUUGGCAGAAGAGGUCAGGAGCCCCACUGCAAGUCAGACCAGCCUCUGCAGCUUUGAAAUCAAUGAAAUCUACUCAGGCUGCUUCAACUUGGGAAUUGUCAAAGAGGAAGAGUCCCCAGGGACUGCUUCAUCACCUGAGGGGGAUAUACCAGACCAGGUAGAUGAACUUCCAUCUCUGGAAGAAGAGCUGGAUAAGAUGGAGAGAGAAUUGCAUUGUUUUUGUGAGGAGGACAAGAGCUUUUCAGAAGUUGACACAGACCUUUCCCUUGGGGAUGGCGACUGGCAAAGUGAUUCCCUCAGUUCACUCAGCCUGACUGAGCCAACCAGAAAAGACAAGAGCAAAACGAGCAGUUGGUCCAAGACUGAUGAGUUUGUCAGUAAGUGUGUGCUGAAUCUAAAGAUUUCACAAGUAAUGAUGCAGCAGAAUGCCGAGUGGCUGAGGAAGCUUGAGCAGGAAAUAGAUGAACUUGAGCUGGCCCAGGAGGAGCUGGACAAUCAGUGCAGGGGUUUGUGGGAUGCUUCACUAAAGUUUGCAAAUGCCAAGUUUCUGUUAGCUGUGGGCCCUCCAUCUUUGACUUAUCUGCCUCCUGUUAUGCAAUUAUCAGAGCUCAGGCAGUCAGAAAAUGGUGGUUAUUGGUUGGCCCUAGCAAAGUCUCCAGGAGCGGAGAGAGACUUCCAAGAAGGACAUUUUGGCAGAAAGCCUGAGAAACUAAGCUGUGGCUGGAAGCCUUUCACACAAGUUUCUGAAGAAAGCAUAGAAGACCAGUCAGAGACAAACAAUCAGCUGCCGACUGUUCGUGGUCCUGGGAAGCAGAACACAGGUGAACAAUUACCAUCUGCUGAGGAAGCCAAGGAGAGAUUGGAGAGAAAUAAAACCCAAAAUAGCAGGAGGAUCAGUAUGGAAUCUGCGUCUUCUGAAAUCUCUAAUACAAAGUCAAGAAAUAGUGAAGAUGAUGGAGAGUCAGACUCAAAAUGGAAAAUGGCAGUAAAAGAAAUGGCAGAGAAAGCAGUUUCUGGACAGCUCCUAGUACCUCCUUGGAGUCCUCAGAGCAGUGUGCCUUUUAAGAGUAAGAUUGAAAAUGAGACCUCUCGUUUGCCACGGCCCCCAGUCCGAGGUCCUGAGAGCACACACUGGCCACACAUUGUAGAAUAUCAGAGGGAAAAUGAUGAGCCCAAAGGAAGUGUAAAGUUUGGCGCAAUGGACAGCAGUGACUGUGACAGGGACAAGCACAGCAGACAGACAAGCCUCCGACGCUUCACCAGUAUUAUAAACCCAUUCUUCAGAAAACAUGAACAGCCAGAGAAUAGUGAAGUCUCUCAAGCAAGUUGUGACACAUCUGUGGGUACUGAGAAAUUUUACAGCACCUCAAGUCCCAUAGAAGAGGACUUUGAAAGAAUCCAAAAUUCUUUGGCUGAACCUCAAGGCUAUGUUGAAGAAAAGUUUCAAAUAAGAGAAAUCUUUGGAAAGAAUGCUGAGAGUUUGACUGAGCCUCAGUUCCAAGCUAAGCAAAGUGCUGAAGAUGAACAAGAAGAGGCCUUAGAGGAGACACUGAAGGAACCGAAAGAGAAAGACAUAUCACUGACAGACAUUCAAGACCUGUCGAGUAUCUCCUGUGAACAAGACAGCUAUUUUAAGGAAACCGCAUGCAAAACACCCAGAUUAAAGCAUGCACCUACCAGUGUCAGUACUCCGCUCAGCCCAGAGUCAGUUUCUUCAGCUGCUAGUCACUAUGAAGACUGCCUUGACAGUACCACAUUUCAGGUUAAAAGAGGAUCUGCAUUUUGUUGGAAUGGUCAAGAAUCUAUGAGAAUUUUGUCUGCCAAAUUUACGACUGUCCGAGAGAGAGCACAGAGCCUGGAGUCUCUCCUGGCUUCUUCUAGGCCUCUACCUGCGAGACUAGUUGAUCCUGUGAGUGCCCAGAAAAAAUGGUCUGCAAUUAGUGUAGUUGGUUCUUCUAACAUUUCUGUGACAUCUGUUACAUCAGCCCAUGCUACCCAAAGGAAGCACCUACCCAGAGUGGAAACCACCUCUCAGCAUCAUGUCAGUGAGCUUCCCCCGCCAGCUCAGGAGCUCCUGGAUGAAAUCGAGCAUCUGAAGCAGCAGCAGGUUUCAUCCAUGGUGUCACAGGAGAACACAGCACAUGGUCUGAGUGCCACUGAAAAUGAUAAAAAGAAUUUGGAAGAACAAGAAACCAACAGUAGUAAAGACAGCAGUUUUCUUUCCACCAAAGAAAUUCAGGAUCUGGAAGACACAGAGAGAGCUCAUUCUUCUCUUGAUGAGGACCUGGAAAGAUUGCUGCACUUACCUGAGGAGAACAUGGCACUGCUGGACCCUUCCAAGGGCUCUACAAGGGAGAAAGAACCUAAAGAUCAAGACGUUGUUGAUCAGAAGGAAAAAAGGAAAGAAAGCAUCAGUCUGGAGAGAAGGAAAUCAGACAGCGUUUUAGGGUCUUUGGAAGAAGGAUAAUUGUGCUGGAUCAGAGUGACUUGUCGGAGUGAUUGGAACUGGCUCGGAGGCAGGUCCAGCCUGAGUUCUUCUUUUGUCUGCAUCAGUUGCCUCGAGGACAAUGGUUCCAGUUCUGCAGCUCACACUUCGUUCUGCUGCUGCCAUGGGCACAAUAAUGCGGCCCUAUCGUGUGUAGCGUGCGUAAUCGUUUGUUGUGAAUCAGGUUUCUGAAAAGGGCAAGAUAUCCAUAACGGCGAACAUUUGAUUGUGUUCAGAAUGGCUUUUG